AUGCUUAAGCUGAGUCUUGAGGGUGGCAUGCAUCGUUUUGCUUUGGGGUUGCUGCGGCGGCUGCUGCAGCGGCUGCUGCGGCGAGGGUUUGCUGCUGAGGGUUUAUUGGGGGUUUACGGGCGGCUGCUGUUUACGCAUGCAGACAGCAGCAGCAGCAGCAGCAGCAGCAGCAGCAGCAGCAGCGGAGGAGGAGGAGCAGGAGGAGGAUGCUUAAAGGAUAGAGAUGCUAUGCUGGAAAAUCGGUAUUGGGUGAUUCGUCAGUUGCUGAGUUUAGUGUUUAGGGUCCUGGGUGGUUCGUCAGUUGCUAAGCAACCCCAGCAGUUCUUCUUUGUGUCUUUUGGGGGUGUUUAA
Messenger RNA from Eimeria mitis, 351 nucleotides. RefSeq lists its product as uncharacterized. Lineage: Eukaryota; Apicomplexa; Conoidasida; Eucoccidiorida; Eimeriidae. Bases 1 to 351 code for a protein of 116 amino acids. The transcript has 4 exons. The record is from RefSeq and is a predicted model, not a curated record.